AUGGCAGACCGUCACCAUCAGAACGGGAAAUGGGUUGGCGAGCGCCCUCAUUCUUUUGCAGAGUGGGCCGCGGGCCGAAACCUGAAGACGAAGAAUCAGAAGAAGAAGAAGAAGCAGUCAGUCACUGUUGAGACUUCGGCUGCCGAACUUGCUUUUACCAUUCUACGCCAGAGUGGUCCCGGACCAGUCCAGCCUGCCCUUAUGCCUGCCGAGACUAGCACUCAGAAGGGACAGAACACAGUUGUAGACCAAAAGCCCAAUGUGCAGAGUAGCCGGGCUGCACCCGUCGAAAGCUCUCAUAGUCAGGCCAUUCCAGCCAAGCCCACCCCAGCACAAAAUGAGAAUGCGGAACAGAACAUGCGCCAUGGAGUUCAGUCAAACGGUUCUUUCCAAGUCGAGAUCUCCGUACGGUCGCAUCCGUCUCGUGAAAACACGGGCUCAGUCCCUGGGCAUGAGUCGAAACGAACAUCCAAUCCAGACUCCGACAACUACGAGUCCACCGACGAGUACGAACGCCACAACUGUCAGAAAGAGCGGAACCGCCGCAACAUGCACUACUGUCGGCACAAGUGCCAUUGUGAUCGUCUGCCCGACCACCCAAAACCGAAUCAGAUGCAGGCUGUUCCAAGUACUGGCCCCGCGACUAUUGCCGGCUACGAGCAUAUAAAUCCGUAG
Molecule: messenger RNA, 675 nt
Organism: Sporothrix brasiliensis 5110
Lineage: Eukaryota; Fungi; Ascomycota; Sordariomycetes; Ophiostomatales; Ophiostomataceae
Exons: 4
Coding region: 1-675 (224 amino acids)
Source: RefSeq, a predicted model, not a curated record